UUAUAGAAGCCCACUUCAAACUCUGCACAACUGCAUUCCUUCUAUGCACUUUCUCCUUUCUUUCUCUCACCAUGUCAAAGUUUCAAUGCGUUUCCUGUGUUGCUAUUCUUCUUUUUCUUCUCAAUUCAACCCCAACACACUGCCACACCAAAGGAAUAAGACCCAAGAACUCCGCCGGGAAGAGGCUGUCGACCAAUAUGACACAGACCCAAUUCGCAGAACAGCAAUUCAUGAAGUGGGUAAGGUUUGUUGGGAGCCUCAGGCACUCUAUGUUUAAGGCAGCCAAGAAUAAGCUCUUCCCCUCUUACGCAAUCACUGUGAAUAAGAAUUCCGCGGCCGGAGACUUUAGGUCUAUUCAGGAUGCUAUUGAUUCUCUGCCUUCCAUCAAUCUAGUGAGAGUUGUUAUCAAGGUCCAUGCGGGAGUUUACACGGAGAAGGUUAAUAUCCCCGCAUUCAAAUCCUUCAUAACCAUAGAAGGAGCAGGAGCAGAUAAAACAGUUGUUCAAUGGGGAGAUACUGCUCGGACAAUUGGGGAAAAAGGACAGCCUAUUGGCACCUUCAAUUCUGCAACUUUUGCUGUGAAUUCCCUUUAUUUCAUUGCCAAGAACAUCACAUUCAAGAACACUACACCAGUUCCAGCUCCGGGAGCUGUAGGAAAGCAAGCGGUGGCAUUUAGAAUAUCAGGAGACACAGCAGCUUUCUUGGGGUGUAAAUUCUUGGGAGCUCAGGACACACUAUAUGACCAUCUGGGUAGGCAUUAUUACAAAGAUUGCUACAUUGAAGGCUCUGUGGAUUUCAUCUUUGGAAACGCCCUCUCCCUAUUUGAGGGAUGUCACGUGCAUGCCAUAGCACAAAAUACAGGGGCCCUUACAGCACAAGGCCGGAGUAGUCUCCUAGAAGACACGGGAUUCUCAUUUGUGAACUGUAAGGUCACGGGCUCAGGAGCUCUGUUCCUUGGGAGGGCAUGGGGUCCCUUCUCCAGGGUGGUCUUUGCCUACACUUAUAUGGACGAUAUUAUCAUUCCCAAAGGCUGGUAUAACUGGGGUGACCCCAGCCGGGAAAUGACUGUGUUUUAUGGGCAAUACAAAUGCACAGGGCCAGGAGCAGCCUUUGCAGGAAGAGUGUCAUGGUCAAGAGAGCUCACUGAUCAGGAAGCCAAGCCUUUUAUUUCACUUAGCUACAUUGAUGGGUCUGAAUGGAUCAAAAUGUAAUGAUUCCAUUCCCCACUUACUAUUAUUAUUUUUUUCCCAUUAAUCUUUGUAAAAGGCAUGAAAAAUGGUGAUGUUGCUUGGUAUAUAAUCAUGAUAAAUCCUUCUAUGCUUUCCUCAA
Messenger RNA from Vitis vinifera (wine grape), 1329 nucleotides. Its product is annotated as probable pectinesterase 53. The transcript has 5 exons. Gene Ontology annotation, molecular function: pectinesterase activity. Gene Ontology annotation, biological process: cell wall modification. The record is from RefSeq and is a predicted model, not a curated record. NCBI's taxonomy places the organism in Eukaryota, Viridiplantae, Streptophyta, Magnoliopsida, Vitales, Vitaceae. The coding region runs from base 72 to 1211 and encodes 379 amino acids.